AGAGCGUACUUCACGCAACAUCUUUCAUCUAGAGGGAGUCUAAACGCGGAUUGGCCUACUAUUCAUCUAAAAGUGGUGACUUGGAGAUAGCAGACGUCCCCAAGCGUCAGGAAAAGAGUGAGUGUUGUGUUGAGUGUUGGGAUAAACGGUGAUAAAUAACGACAGCUUUAUCCCAAUAAUAAAGAGUCUUGUGCGCUUGUUACUGAAAUGUGCUGAAUGCAGAAGGGGACGCGCGAUGCGUUAACGUAACAGGUGGCACUUUAUGGUAACAAUGUUUGUUUUUUUAGCAUGUGUGUCAAUGUCAAACGUCAGGUUUAUAGUAACGAGUUAGCAGCUAACUACAUGCUGAAGUGGAGGAAUGCACCUUUUGAAAACAUGAAGCGCUUAACUUCCCAAAGGAAAACCCGCACCGAGAAAGAAAAGGAAGCUGCUAUUCAUGAACUUUUUAACGUGAGCAAAGAGACUUUUUAACUACCAAAACGGAUCGAGUGGAGACAAAUUUCGAUUAACGGACAUCAGGAUGUUUUCUGCUCAGGGUGGUUUGAAUUACACUUCAUACUUCAACAUGAGCGAUGACCGGGAGCCGGGAGACGCGCCGGCUGGCACGGGGACGAUCUCCCCGGCGGGCUUCGUAGUGCUGUCCGUGGUGCUGGGCUUCAUCAUGACUUUUGGCUUCCUAAACAACUUCAUUGUUCUGCUUUUGUUUUGCAAAUUCAAGAAGCUGCGAACACCAGUGAACAUGCUGUUGUUGAACAUCAGUGUCAGUGACAUGCUGGUGUGUUUGUUCGGCACCACUCUCAGUUUCGCCUCCAGUAUUCGGGGGAAGUGGCUGCUGGGACGCAGCGGCUGCUCCUGGUACGGUUUCAUCAACUCCUGCUUUGGUAUUGUAUCGCUGAUCUCUCUGGUGAUCCUCUCCUAUGACCGCUAUAGCACUCUGACUAAAUACAACAAGCAUGGUCCAGGCUAUCGCAAGCCUCUGCUGGCUGUUGGCGGCUCUUGGCUGUACUCUUUUUUCUGGACAGUGCCCCCUCUGUUGGGCUGGAGCAGCUAUGACAUAGAGGGGGCUGGAACCAGCUGCUCUGUGUCCUGGAAAGUUCAGACGGUCCAGUCGCACGCUUACAUCAUCUGCCUCUUUAUAUUCUGCCUGGGUCUACCCAUCCUGGUGAUGAUCUACUGCUAUAGCAGACUGUUAUGGGCAGUUAAACAGGUGGGUAAGAUAAGAAAGACUGCCUCGCGGAGGAGAGAGUACCACAUACUGUUUAUGGUUUUGACCACAGCGGCCUGCUACAUGUUGUGCUGGAUGCCUUAUGGUGUUGUGGCCCUGAUGGCAACAUUUGGCCCUCCCAACAUCAUUACUCCUGUGGCCAGCGUGGUGCCCUCACUACUGGCCAAGAGCAGCACUGUCAUCAACCCUCUCAUCUAUAUAUUCAUGAACAAACAGUUCUACAGGUGUUUACUGAUUAUGUUCCAAUGUGAUCACCGGUCAGCAGAGAACAACAACAUCUCGAUGCCCUCCAAGACCACGGUGAUCCAGUUGAAGCGCAGAGUCUAUAGCAACACGGUGGACUGCACCGCACACAUCUCCACUGAUGCUCUCAACCAGUGUGGCAGCACCUCGGCCACCAAGCAAACAAACCCCCCAGAGGUCACAACCUGAGCCUGAAUAUUCUCAACAAUGGAGCUCGACAGCUACACUUACGUGAACUGCCGUGGAUGUGAACUAAAGCAUGAUGCAAUAAGAAAGUAAAUCAACUUUAACUCUUUUUUUAACUCUAUGCAGACACCUGAAUAUAACACCUACAGCAUUGUUUGUGAUUGUUGGACAUCUCAUUCCUAAACCAAGGACAUGGUAUGCUGCUAUACCAGCCACCAGUUUUCCGGGAAAGCUUUCCAAAAUAUUUUGCACAUAUUUUGCCACAAUUUAAAGGCCAGGCACUGAUGUUGGGGGAUUCGGCCUGGCUCACAGUCAAAAAAAAGAUGAAGGGUUUAGGUCAGAGCUCUCUGCAGUAAUUCGGAAAACCAUUCCUUAAUUGUUCUUGCUUUGUGUACAUGGGAUUUGUAAUGUUAAAUUGGUUAAGGUUGUUAUUGUUAUUUAUGUGUUAUAGAUUUUGGAUUUCCCUUAAUUGGAACUAAAGACAAAAACAAUGUUCUUAAUUCUAACACAAUUCUACUCUGUUUACCAUAUGGAGUACUUUACCCUUGUUUAUUGGUCUCUCUGUUGCUUGUUGUUUGUCAUUGUGCUGCUGUAAAUGCCAAUAGCCGUGCUUCUUCAAUGAGAAUCUUCAGUGGAUUGAUGUAUUCAUCGUGUAAAUGGUGUCUUUUCCUCUUCUUUAAAAGGUGAAAAGGUAAAGGUACUUUAUUGUCACAUACAGAUAGCAAAAUUCAUUCUCUUCAUUUAACCAUCCCUCAAGAGCUGUGCUAUGGCGGCAAAUGUUGCGGCAUCCUGAAAAUUGUCACACAAUUUGCCUUUUAACCUGUGUAUAUUUCUAAUUGUAUAAUUUUGUUCUUUACAGUAGGGGUUUAUUUUAAUAAUUUUAUUUCUGUGAUAGUGAUCUCUUUUAAUAUAAUUGCUUUGGGUUGUUGCGUGAUAUUGUUGCAAGUUUCUUUGUACAUUAAAUUCACUGGUCACACCUAUGGUCUCACUAGUAAGUAAAAGCUGUGACAUAGAACCUGUGUUCAAAACUGGUCUCUAUCACGUAAACAGUGCAUUAUAUAGUGUGUUCCCCAUUUUGUAGUGGUGUUCGAAUUAUCCGCAGUCAAUUUCACUUACUAUAGUCCACUACAAAAUACCUACAAUGCGCAGAUCAUUUGAGUGUACAUACGAUUUACACUACAUUUUACUCCCGUAUACCACAAUGAAACGUGGUCUUGUUUUCCCAGAGGAGAAGAAGAAGCAGAAGCACCUGCACAAAAACUCAAAAGGAAAAAUGGAGAGAGCCCUAGUUUCUAAACAGUGGAAAUGUAAAAUGCAAGAAAUAUACAACAUUUUACUUUACUCCUGGGUGCUUGGUUUGUUUCAGGGACGUAUUAGCAGUAUUUUU
Molecule: messenger RNA, 3041 nt
Organism: Etheostoma cragini (Arkansas darter)
Lineage: Eukaryota; Metazoa; Chordata; Actinopteri; Perciformes; Percidae
Gene: tmtops2b
Product: teleost multiple tissue opsin 2b
Exons: 4
Coding region: 521-1657 (378 amino acids)
Biological process (GO): G protein-coupled receptor signaling pathway; visual perception
Cellular component (GO): photoreceptor outer segment; membrane
Molecular function (GO): G protein-coupled receptor activity
Source: RefSeq, a predicted model, not a curated record